AGCCCGUGAAAAGGUAGUGCUGGACAAUUAGACGCAAGUGUUUCUUUCUGCCGACCGGAGCUCAGAGCAGGACCGAAAACUGAAACUCUCCGCGCAACUUUAUGCGUGUCUCUGAAGAGGAGCCUCACGUGAAGAUUUUGGACUUGUUUUUAUUUUUUAUUUUUUUAUAUAUAAUUAUUAUUUUAUUUCCACUAGAUAUGCGUUGUCUAAACUGGCUGCCACUAUUUGAAGUCUUUUGAAGCUUUGAAUUUUUACAAGUGCGCUGAGCGUUUAAAAAAAAAAAAAAAAAAAAAAAAAAAAAACUCUUUCGUAUUCUGGCAGCUUUCUUUUAUUGCCUCACCACCUCCACUUCGCCCCGGGGCCUUAUUCAUUAAUAAGUACAACUUCAUCAGGUUACACGCGGCGGAGCUACGUGACUCCUCACAGCCUCAGCAUUAAACCGGGAGCAGAUGACUUGGAAAUUCCCGCUCAGCAUCCUCUCCGUCAUUAUUUUCUGAGCGGCUCGCGGACUUGGAUUUCGUUUUGUCGUGCACGUCCGUCACCCUCUCUCCGGAAGCAGACAUCCCGAAAUGAAACUCGGUUUUGUCAUCGAGAUCGUGGUGGCGCUUUAUCUGCUGUUCUCACCUGCACAGAGUCUACCCUUGUCAAGCAUAAACAGUACAAUGGAAGUGUUGAAUUUUCAAGAGGUGUGGGGUCGCAGCUUCUGCCGGACCAUUGAAAAGCUGGUGGAGGUGGUGCAGGAAUACCCGACCGAGGUGGAGCACAUCUACAGCCCCUCCUGCGUGCCCCUGGUGAGGUGUGCCGGCUGUUGCGGGGACGAGAACCUGGAGUGCCAUCCCACUCGCACCACGAACGUCACCAUGCAGCUGUUGAAAAUCAGGCCAUCAGAGCCAGGUCAAGAAUAUGUUGAGAUGACAUUUGAGGAGCAUCAGACAUGUGAAUGUAGAGUCAGGAAACCAGUGGCGAAGAUUACAAGGAAAAAGAUAAAAGGAAGAGGGAGGAAGAGAAAGGAGAGACAAAAAACAAAAGAAUGUGACAGGUGCCAGAUCCCUCGCAGGUAACUGCAGUGGCGACCCAAGUCCCUGUUGCAGUGUGGCUCACUAUUUAUUUCCAGCCCAGUGACGGCGUCGAGAGUCUCACUCACUCAUCUAUCAAUACUGUGUCUGCUGCCAGAGACUCAAACAGCUGGGUUGAUUCGCUGACGCGCUCUCCUUUUCACGGGUAGGGCGUUUGUAACGACAAGGUUCAACAGGAAGUGCGUUUUGAUUGGUGGAAACACUGCUGUGACACACCUGAUACAAUGGACAUCCCUGGGAGCCAGUGCAAUGUAGAACCAAACAGACUUCUUUUUAUACUAGGUAUUACUGUAUCAGUUAUGUUAAUUUGUCGAUUUCUUUGGUAUUUAAAGGUGGUUACACUUGUUAAAAAAAAUCUAUAUUUAUUGAUACAGCUGAAUAUACUUGGACCAGCAACCUUUAAAAAGUUUGUCAUCCGUUGUUGAAACAUUAUCUAAAAAAAAGCCUUGACUUGUGGUAAUGGCAUAUGUUGGACUGAAUGUACAGCUGCUUUGUACAUGCAAUAAUGAAAUGUCUCCCUCUAGUGUUGUUUUAAGGUGUUUAAAAUGGCUCUGUGUUAAAGUAUGUCCUUUCCUGCUCAAAUUUACCAGUAAGAUCAGUAUUUGGCCACACUGUCAGUCAAAAUCAAUCACAUUAUCAGGAUAUUGGAAUUUCCGACCUAUCGUUAAUGAAAGUAAUCACUUAGACUGUGUGAUGGGACACGAGUUGAAUGUGCUUUACUGUCAGAUCAGACGUGAAUGAGUCAUUUAUUGGAAAACUUGUUAAAUAAAUAUGUCCUCAGAAGAUUGUGCAUGAGUAAAUAACUUUAUCACAAACCCUCUGCCAAGUGGAAGUCAGUCGCUGCUGAGUCUCCUGUAAAUUUGAGACGCCAAAUUUGCUCCUAAUGAGCAGCUCCAGCUCUGGAUAAUCAGGCCUGCAGGAAACAAUGCACCAAUUAUAUAUAUCUGUUGAUUUGAAAUUACACCAGAAUAUGUGUGCCUGUAGACAACGGAGCGGAUGUGGCAUGCCCAAUGAGAACUACAAAUAAAAAUAAAUACACUCAAGUAGUAUUCAUGCGAUUUUGAAGCCUGUUGCAGUCUAAAAAAUGCAAAGUACCAAUCCUUUUCUUUUUCGACUUCAGAGUUCUCUAAAAAAAAAAAAAAAGUAUGUCUGUGCUCUGUGCAGUGAAACAGCACACAGUUGUGUGCACUCUGGUGAUGCAAGACACCCAUAAUCCCACACCACAGGGGUCUUCCUCUGUCUGUUUUUGGAAACACCGCAGUGCAGACAGGAUCAAUUGAGGUAGUUAUGUAUUUAUGUCCUCUCUCUCUCUUUUUUUUUUUUUUUCAUGUACUACACAAAGAAAAUUUAUGAAAAUGUAAAAUGUACAAAGCAAAUGUACAAAGCAACAGUUUGACCAUGCUAGUGUUUUUAUUUCAUUUAAAUAUUUAUUUUGUAAUAAAACUCUUAUGGUUGUGCAGUCA
Molecule: messenger RNA, 2539 nt
Organism: Mugil cephalus (flathead mullet)
Lineage: Eukaryota; Metazoa; Chordata; Actinopteri; Mugiliformes; Mugilidae
Gene: pgfb
Product: placental growth factor b
Exons: 7
Coding region: 570-1061 (163 amino acids)
Biological process (GO): positive regulation of endothelial cell proliferation; sprouting angiogenesis; response to hypoxia
Cellular component (GO): membrane
Molecular function (GO): growth factor activity; vascular endothelial growth factor receptor binding; chemoattractant activity
Source: RefSeq, a predicted model, not a curated record